Archocentrus centrarchus (flier cichlid) is the source of this 2567-nucleotide messenger RNA. RefSeq names its product heparan sulfate 6-O-sulfotransferase 1a (gene hs6st1a). The record is from RefSeq and is a predicted model, not a curated record. The transcript has 4 exons. Gene Ontology annotation, molecular function: heparan sulfate 6-sulfotransferase activity. The coding region runs from base 342 to 1634 and encodes 430 amino acids. Gene Ontology annotation, cellular component: membrane. Lineage: Eukaryota; Metazoa; Chordata; Actinopteri; Cichliformes; Cichlidae.
GGUAGGUUUCGCGCUGCAUCCUGGGUACACAGCUCCACUGUGAUGCAGUGAGCCUGUUGUGUUGACUGGACACCAAAGUAAAGUGAAACGAGGAAGGAUCGGCUCAGAGGAGCUCUGGGAGCGAGUUGGCGAUGCGUCUUUCGCGGUGUUGAACGGUCUCGUUGAACCAUGAACCAACUUCGCCGGUCGCCUCGAAGCGGAAUGAGCCACUGUUGAUCCCCGAAAACGAUUCCUUCUUGGAGAGGGGGAGAGUAAAAAUGAAGAACCCGAGCGCCCUGCUCCCCGUUGUCGGCUUGACUGGGAAAUGGUAGCGUGCUGUGGGAACCGCACUGGGAAGGAUCAUGGUCGAGAGGAGCAGCAAAUUCUUGUUGAUCGUCGUCGGAUCCGUGUGUUUUAUGCUGAUUCUCUAUCAGUACGUGGCCCCCGGGGUGAUCAAUUUCGGCUCCCCGCACGGUUAUUUCACGGAAGAAGACGAGGGGGACAUCUUCCCCACUCCGGACCCCCACUACGUCAAGAAAUACUACUUCCCCGUGAGGGACCUGGAGAGGACGAUCGAUUUCCAAAUUAAAGGGGAGGACGUGAUCGUGUUUUUGCACAUCCAGAAGACCGGGGGGACUACCUUCGGCAGGCACCUGGUGCAGAAUGUCCGUCUGGAGGUCCCCUGCGACUGCAGACCGGGCCAGAAGAAGUGUACCUGCUACCGGCCGAACCGCAAGGAGACCUGGCUCUUUUCUCGGUUCUCCACCGGCUGGAGCUGCGGUCUGCACGCAGACUGGACCGAGCUCACCAAUUGUGUGCCGGGGGUCCUCAACAAGAAGGAGAACAAGCAGAAAUCCCUGAGAAAGUUCUACUACAUCACUCUGCUGAGGGACCCUGUGUCUCGCUACCUCAGCGAGUGGAGGCACGUGCAGCGGGGCGCCACGUGGAAAACCUCCUUGCACAUGUGCGAUGGACGAACCCCAACACCUGAGGAGUUGCCCUCCUGCUACGAGGGGUCUGAUUGGUCGGGGUGCACCCUGCAGCAGUUCAUGGAAUGUCCCUACAACCUGGCCAAUAACAGACAGGUUCGUAUGUUGGCGGACCUGAGUCUGGUGGGCUGCUACAACAUGUCCACAGUUCCAGAGAAGAAGAGGGCCCAGCUUCUCCUGGAGUCUGCCAAGAAGAACCUGCGAGACAUGGCCUUCUUUGGCUUGACAGAGUACCAGAGAAAAACCCAGUUCCUCUUUGAGCGAACCUUCAGGUUGCGCUUCAUCAGGCCUUUCAUGCAGUACAACAGCACGCGGGCUGCGGGCGUGGACCUGGACAACGCUACGGUCCAACGUAUCGAGGAGCUUAACGAGCUGGACAUGGAGCUGUACGACUACGCCAAGGACCUGUUCCAGCAGCGCUACCAGUACACCAGACAGCAGGAGAGGCGGCUGCAGCGCGUUAAGAACCACAUGCAGCAGAACCACCAGGGCCUGGGCGUCAGCCUGUGGCCCUCCCGCAGCCAGCAGAGCUUGGUGUCAACACUGGAGGAUGGAGACGGGGAGAGGGAGGGGCGGGAGGAGGGUGAGGAGGGAGGCAGAACGGAGGAGGCGGGAAGCAGGCUCCCCACUGAGGACUAUAUGAACCAGAUCAUCAACCGCUGGUAGCAGAAGAAUGAGAACAAACAACAGACAUGCAUAUGUAAUGUGAAAUGCAAACACACACACACACACACACACACACUUACACUCACAGAAAGCGACGCCUGCUUCAAAGACCCAACUGACUGAAAAAAUAAAAUAAAAUAAAAAAACAGACUUUACCAGAGUUGGGCUGCGGGAAUCAGAAUCUAAGUGGGUUGCUAUGGAAACCUGAGCUUGGUCGAUUGCAUCAGCUCACAUUAUUGAGGUUUGCCCAGUUGUUAUUAGCGCCUGCUUGCCCUUGCCUCCCCUGUGCAUUUCUUUCUCUCUCCCAUCAUCAUUACUGACUGAGAAGAGGAGAUAUUUUUAAAAGUCGCUGACAGCUGAGUAACCCAACCAGCUCCCUCGCCUCCGCUCCUCCUCCUGUAUUCCUCUCCGUCUCUAUGGCCUCAUACGGGGCAUGAGAAAAUGAAUUUAAGUCUGUGAAUUCCCGCUAAUCCUUGCAAAAAAAAAAAAAAAAAAAAUGGACCAGUCUACUUCCUGGAUUCUCCUAUUUCAAAGGAACUGGGAGAGCUAUGAAAGUGUGCUGAUAGCUGGGCCGAACAAAGAAAAUGGUGGGAGUACAUCAGAGACUGCCCCAGAAAGACAGAAAGAAAAGUUGGCCUCAGUUGUGUAAUAAAAGCUUUCUGCUUUAAAAAAAAAAAAAAAAAAAAAAUCUGCCAUUUCACCCGUGAACAUGCUUUAGCCAUGAAAUAGUGACAUUCUCAUUUAAGGAUGAUUUUAUUUGUAUUUUCCUUCUGUGUUGAUGCUUUUUUUUUUUAAAAGCACAAUUGUAAUAACACUGAGACCAACAUUGCUGCCUAAAGAAAAGUGAUUCCUUUAUUUCUUUAUUUUUAUUUGUUUUAUAUGUCAAAGCUAAUGGAUUGGAUUGAUGUACUAUGGACCAUAGCCAUUACUGAA